AAUGUCUUACGCUUAUCUCUUCAAGUACAUCAUAAUCGGCGAUACUGGAGUAGGGAAAUCAUGCCUUCUGCUACAGUUCACGGACAAGAGGUUUCAGCCUGUGCAUGAUCUGACCAUCGGUGUUGAGUUUGGGGCAAGGAUGAUCACCAUCGACAACAAGCCCCUCAAACUCCAGAUCUGGGAUACGGCUGGUCAAGAAUCCUUUAGGUCUAUUACAAGGUCCUACUAUAGAGGUGCUGCUGGUGCUUUACUUGUCUACGAUAUCACUAGGAGGGAGACAUUUAACCAUCUAGCAAGCUGGUUAGAGGAUGCGAGGCAGCAUGCAAAUGCUAAUAUGACUAUUAUGCUCAUUGGUAACAAAUGUGAUCUUGCUCACAGAAGGGCUGUCUCCACUGAGGAAGGUGAGCAGUUUGCUAAGGAGCAUGGUCUUAUUUUCAUGGAGGCCUCUGCCAAGACUGCUCAGAAUGUCGAAGAGGCGUUCAUUAAGACAGCGGCAACAAUAUACAAAAAGAUUCAAGAUGGUGUGUUUGAUGUGUCGAAUGAGUCCUAUGGAAUCAAAGUUGGAUAUGGAGGAAUCCCGGGGCCAUCUGGUGGUAGAGAUGGAUCCACCUCGCAAGGAGGAGGUUGCUGCGGCUAAAGAUGGGAACACUUUCUCUAUAUCAUCAUCAUGUAAAAAAUUAUCUACGUUUUUCAAUUAGUUUGUAAAUCGUUCUGGUGCUCGAUUUGGUGACUGUGUUUGUGGUUGAUUUCGAAACUUGUUAUUCAUUUUAUCUAAAAAAGAUGUGAUUUUACGUAUCUAAGAAUCCUGUUUUC
Eruca vesicaria subsp. sativa (arugula) is the source of this 813-nucleotide messenger RNA. Lineage: Eukaryota; Viridiplantae; Streptophyta; Magnoliopsida; Brassicales; Brassicaceae. The record is from the annotation of a GenBank genome assembly.